GAAAGCAAUGCACUUUGGUUAUAGAAAACAAAUAGCAAAGAAAUGGAUAGAUGAAUUCAAAAAAGUAUGGCACAUAGCAGGACCAGCAAUUAUAACUUCAGUUUCUGUAUUCUCUUUGGACUGUGUAACUGCUGCCUUUGCUGGUCAACUUGGAAAACUUGAGCUUGCUGCAGUCUCUGAAGUUCAAAAUGUUCUACUAUGCUUUGUAAUUGGAAUAAUGUUAGGAUUAGGAAGUGCACUGGAGACGCUUUGUGGUCAAGCAGUUGGUGCAGGGGAAUACAACAUGCUUGGAAUUUACUUACAAAGAUCAUGGAUUAUCAGUAUAGUGGCAGCAUUGCUAUUGACACCGACUUAUUUCUUCGCGUCUCAAAUACUGAAGCUCCUACAUCAAGAUACAGAAAUAUCUUAUCUAUCUGGUAAAUUUGCAAUUUGGAUAAUUCCUCAAAUAUUUGCAAGUGCAUUGCACUAUCCUACAGAGAAGUUCCUUCAAGCUCAGAGCAAAGUUUGGUUUAUGGCUUUUAGUUCAAUGUUGACAUUGGCAAUUCAUGUGUUGUUGAAUUGGAUUUUUGUGACAAAGUUGAGUAUGGGACUUGUUGGUGCUGCAAUAGCUGGGAAUAUAUCUUUUUGGAUUUUGGUUGUGUCAAAGAUUAUUUAUAUUGUUUGUGGUUGGUUUCCUGAGGCAUGGACUGGUUUUUCAUUUUUGGCUUUUAAGUCAUUAACCAAAUUCUUGAGGCUCUCAGUUUCCUCAGCUAUAAUGUUAUGUUUAGAGGUAUGGUACUUCACAGGAGUGAUCUUAGUUGUAGGAGGCUUGAAGGAUGCUGAAGUUGCUGUUGACUCACUAUCAAUCUGGUAA
This is a messenger RNA of Solanum tuberosum (potato), 853 nucleotides long. RefSeq names its product protein DETOXIFICATION 30-like. Gene Ontology annotation, molecular function: xenobiotic transmembrane transporter activity; antiporter activity. Bases 8 to 853 code for a protein of 281 amino acids. The record is from RefSeq and is a predicted model, not a curated record. Lineage: Eukaryota; Viridiplantae; Streptophyta; Magnoliopsida; Solanales; Solanaceae. The transcript is spliced from 3 exons. Gene Ontology annotation, cellular component: membrane. Gene Ontology annotation, biological process: transmembrane transport.